Zophobas morio is the source of this 959-nucleotide messenger RNA. RefSeq names its product hsp70-Hsp90 organising protein-like. The record is from RefSeq and is a predicted model, not a curated record. NCBI's taxonomy places the organism in Eukaryota, Metazoa, Arthropoda, Insecta, Coleoptera, Tenebrionidae. Bases 100 to 810 code for a protein of 236 amino acids. The transcript has 5 exons. Gene Ontology annotation, molecular function: Hsp90 protein binding.
UUACGUCAAAGUGCGCGCAUUUCUAGGUUAUGUUUACGUGAUGAUGCGUCAAAUUCGUACCAUAUAACAAAUUAUACCGGUGUUUAGACAAAUUUUGGGAUGGAUGAGAAUUCACCUGAAGCCCUAAAAGAACUAGGAAAUGCAGCUGUAAAAAAUCAAAAGUAUGAAGAGGCAGUUUUGUAUUACACUCAAGCUAUUAAAUCGGACCUUAGCAAUUACACCCUAUAUAGUAAUCGCUCGUUUGCUUUUUUAAAAGUGCACCAGUAUUAUUUCGCCAUGGAAGAUGCCAAAGAAACCAUAAAACUGAACCCGAUGUGGCCCAAGGGCUAUUUUCGUAAAGCUGAGAUAGAAUAUACAACUAAGCAUUACUUGUCUGCUUGUGAAUCGUACCAAAAAGCGCUUCAACUGAAACCCGACGAUGUAAAUCUAAUUGACGCUUUAAAUAGGACAAAGAGGGAGAUUUUGAAGGAGCGCAAAGCCGAUGAGGUGAUUCCAUGGUUGGGGGCAGGGAUUGGGAUUGUCGUGGGUGUGAUUAUUGUAAUAGCGGAUUGUAUUUUCACCCAUAAACCCACCCACCCCCUUCUAAUGGCUUUCGUUACCAUCGUCAUAGCGAUGGUAGGGUACGGAAUCGCCAAAACCUACCGGUAUUACGUGAGGUGCCAAAGAGACGGUUUAUUAGACCCACCUCUAGACUUGAUGAACGAAGACGAGACUGAAAGUGAGAACUCUUCAGAAAAGGAAGCCAAAACUCACACACCGAGAUACACAAAGUCGCAAGCCCGUCAAAGAUAUAAAAAAGGGAAGUUAUAGAUCUUACUGUGUGUUCUGUUGUGGAUUUGCGUAAUUCACAUUCCAUUUGAUAAACCCCAGUCUGACUUACAUGUUGGAUGAAUUUGCAAUAAUUUGUUAUAAGCAUAAUGACUAUUGUGUGAUGUUGUUGAUAAAAUUUCUCAAAACGA